Auanema sp. JU1783 is the source of this 1023-nucleotide messenger RNA. Lineage: Eukaryota; Metazoa; Nematoda; Chromadorea; Rhabditida; Rhabditidae. The record is from the annotation of a GenBank genome assembly.
AUGGCAAACAUAGAAAUGCAUGCGUUCCAUAAUCAAAUGCAGCCUCUCGUUGACAGUAUAGCUCCUGACAUGGCAGAGGAAAAAGUUGACACAGCUCAUGGUAAAGUCAAAGUAAGCAUCUAUGGUGAUAAAAAAAAAAUGCCUCUGAUUACCUUUCACGAUCUCGGGCUUGACUCUGAGAGUAAUUUCCAAAACUUUUUUCAAUUUGUUUCAAUUGCUGAGUUCACCGAGAAGUUCUGUAUUUACAACAUCAAUGCUCCUGGCCAGGAGGUUGAUGCUCAAGCCCUGCCUGAAAACUAUGUUUAUCCAUCUAUGGAGGGAUUGGCUAAGAUUGUUGAAUCUGUAGUGGAUCAUUACAAGCUCAAUACUUUUAUUGCUUUUGGUGUUGGUUUGGGAGCGAAUGUGCUGCUCAGAUACACACUGGCCAACCAGAACAGAGUUAAUGCACUCAUCCUAGUUAACUGCACAAACAGUCAAGCCGGUUGGGUUGAAUGGGGCUAUCAAAAGAUCAAUCUACGAUACUUACGAUCAACUGGUAUGACUAACUUUACCGUGGAUUACUUGAUGUGGCAUCAUUUUGGUCGUCGUCUUGAUGAAUGCAGCACGGAUAUUGUUCGCCAAUACAAAGUUUAUUUCCAACAUUUACCGAACCCAGUCAAUCUGGCUUCUCUCAUCGAAUGUUAUUUGAAUCGCUCUACGAUUGUUAUGUCUCGUGAUGGAACUUCAGGGCCUCAGCUCAAAGUUCCUGUGUUACAAAUUGUUGGAGCAGGCAGUGCUUUUGUUAAUGAAACAGUUGAAGUAAACACAGGUCUGGACCCCUCUCGAGCUGAUUGGAUUAAAAUCUCAGAUUCUUGCGGAUUAGUAUUGGACGACAGACCAGAAGCGGUAACUGAGAGUAUGAUGUUAUUCUUACAAGGACUGGGUUAUUUCCCCACUAUGAAUGUGGUCAAAUUAAUGAAGAAAAUCCAGGAAACUCAAACAGGAUCAUACGCAGCCGUAACAGAAAAUCUCAAUGAAUGCUAA